AUGAAAGAUGAUGUUCAACGAGUUAUUCUGUUAACAAAUGUUGCCGUGAACAUCCCUCUGGCUUUGACCUCUGUUAUUGGGAAUUCUAUGGUUCUACACGCAAUACGGAAAACGCCAUCUCUUCGAUCGCCACUAACUUUUCUUAUCUGUGGAUUGGCUUUAUCAGAUCUCGCUGUUGGUACACUUGUGCAACCUUUCUUUAUAGCAGAUAUUUUGGUUCAGUUGUAUGUUCAGUCUCAGGGAUUUAAACAUACAUUUCGUCGUUGUUACAACACAAUUGGCUUCUACCUGUGUGGAGUGUCACUAUGUACAAUAGCUUGUAUUAGCAUUGACAGGCUUAUCGCUGUUCAAAAACCCUUACGAUAUCCAAGUAUUGUCACAACGUACAGAAUAAGCCGUCUGCUAUUGGCAAUUUGGUCAAUUUGCUUAUUAUUGGCAAGUUCCCAAUUCUGGGAGGAAAGACUACUAUUUGCUUCAAUAGCAUCUGUGGUAAGCAUUUCUCUAAGUGCCUCCACUAUUUCUCACGUUAAAAUGUACAAAAUCGUUCGUCGCCAUCAAGCUGAGAUUGGUGUUCAGCUGCAAGCCGUCGAAAACCGUCUUACUAUAAUUAACAUGAAGAGACUUCAUAAAUCGGCAUUUAACGCCUUUAUUGUUUUCGUAGUCCUUUUUGUCUGCUAUUUUCCCUAUCUGGUUGUCUACAUUGCGACUUCCAGUUCUAGAAAUAACAGUGCGACUGUCGCAAGAUCGCUGUCUUCAACAGUUGUGUUUACAAACUCUGCCUUGAAUCCAAUUGUGUAUUGUUGGAGAUUACGCAAGAUAAGGAAAGUUGUAUUGCGAAUUUUUUAUGACAUGUGUAGAGUGAUUAAAAGGUAG
Molecule: messenger RNA, 873 nt
Organism: Porites evermanni
Lineage: Eukaryota; Metazoa; Cnidaria; Anthozoa; Scleractinia; Poritidae
Source: the annotation of a GenBank genome assembly